AUGAAUGGUCAUAAUAGUGAAGAAGCAAAACGAUUAUUUCAACGUUUACCAAAAACCAUUGUUCCAACGCAUUAUGAUUUAACAAUACAGCCACAUCUUGAUAAAUUUACAUUUAAUGGAGAUGUUAAUAUACAUUUAAAAGUUAAAGAGCCAACAAGUAGUAUUGUACUUUAUGCAACUGAAUUAGAAGUUGAUAAUGCUAAAGUAAAAUCAACUUCAAAUGAUGAACAAACAGGUAAAAUUGAUUAUGAUAAAGAAGGUGAACGUAUAACAGUCAAUUUCGAUAAGACACUUGAAACAGGUGAUUAUGAACUAGCAUUAAAAUUUGUUGGUGAAAUAAAUAAUCGUAUGCGUGGUUUCUAUCGAACUAAGCAUACAGUAUUUGAUGGUAGUGACGUUCGUUACGGAGCUAGUACACAAUUUGAACCUGCUGAUUGCCGACGAGCAUUCCCAUGUUGGGAUGAGCCAAAUUUUAAGGCUACAUUUGAUAUAACAUUAAUUACACCGAAAAAUCUUCGUGCUAUUUCAAAUAUGCCGAUUAAAUCAGAAGAUGAAUAUGGCAAUGAUAAAGAAUGGAAAAUAACAAAAUUUGAUCGUACACCAAUCAUGAGUACAUAUCUUGUUGCUUAUGUUGUUGGUGAAUAUGAUUAUGUUGAAACAAAAGAUUCCAAUGGUGUUAAUACUGCAGCAAAAGUUCUUCCAUUUUAUGCUGAUUAUUUUAAUAUCAAAUAUCCAAUUGCUAAAGCUGAUCAAAUUGCUAUUCCUGAUUUUGCUGUGGGAGCAAUGGAAAAUUGGGGCUUAGUAACUUAUCGUGAAACAGCACUUUCAAUUGACCCAAAAUUUUCAUCCAUGGAUACACGACAACGUGUAGCUAUUGUUUGGACUGAUUUAUGGCUUAAUGAAGGUUUUGCUACAUGGAUUGAAUAUUUAGCUGUUGAUAAAUGUUAUCCAGAAUUUGAUAUUUGGACACAAUUUGUUGCCGAUACAUUUGCAAGAUUUCUUAUUCCAGAUGCUUUGAAAUCAUCACAUCCUAUUGAAGUACCUAUUGGUCAUCCAGCUGAAAUCGAUGAAAUUUUCGAUGCAAUAUCGUAUUCAAAAGGUUCAUAA
Messenger RNA from Rotaria sp. Silwood2, 1107 nucleotides. The record is from the annotation of a GenBank genome assembly. Lineage: Eukaryota; Metazoa; Rotifera; Eurotatoria; Philodinida; Philodinidae.